UAUUGCCUUGCCUAUGUCACUGGCAGCAAAUUUGUUUACUUGACUUAACUUCACAGCUUCAGCUGACGCGUUUUAAAAGCGAUAAUAAACAUUAAAAGCUCGAAUUAAUAAAAUCUAUUUAUUCAUAAUGUCGGAUGGGAAACGCAGACGGUAUCGCAAGAUUAAGCAAACUGAAGACAAACGUCCUAUAAUACUGGCCAAACGCAAUGUGGAGGAAGAUGCAGCUGGACGUCGCAAUGGUGAAACAGAAGUGCAGCCAAAAAUAUUACUUAAACAACGCACAGACAUCAGAGAUGACGUAGAGGUGGCAGAGACUUCCGCAAAUGCAAAUUCGGCACCACUAAAAACAAUAAUCGUCACACGUAGUGAGGUGGCGCAAAGUCCGGGCUUAAGUGCUGUCAGUCCAGUAACAACUAGAGAGCAGCUGCAACAGCAAACACAACAAACAAAUGUGGCUGUGAAUGAUGUAAAUGCAACAACUAAUGUACAGCUAAUUGAACCGCUGCCACAAAUGACACGUCCUGCUACGGUCAUCUCCUCAACAGGUGUUAUAAAUGCUAGUACGCGCAAAUUACUUAUGAAGGGGAAUACAGAUUUUCUGGUAGUUGGCGUAAUAGGCACACAAGGUGUAGGCAAAUCAACUAUUAUGAAUAUAUUGGCCAACGACGAUGUCAAUUAUGAUUACUACACAAAACUAUUUGUGGAGGAGGAUAGUUUCUUUCCAACCAAAUUAAAGCCACACAAGUGCUCGGCGCGUUCACGCACCGAAUCUACACAUAUGUUUAUCACCGCUGAUCGUCUGAUAUUGCUUGACAGUCCGCCAGUGAUGUGCAACUCUUAUCGCAAGGAUAUGACCACCAAUGAAUUGGAUGAUCUGCGUCAGAUAAUCAGUUUUCUAACAGUAUGCCAUUUGCUGAUUGUGGUGCAAGAUGACUAUUUUAAUAUGAAUUUCAUACGUUUACUGCAAUUUGCCGAACUUAUGAAGCCAUCACAUGAUAAUAAACCCUUCGUUAGCAAUUACUUUCCAAACGUGCUGUUUGUAAAAAAUCGCGCCAAACGACAGGAUUUCGCAGCAACACAAAAGGAGCGCAUGGAUCGUAUGCUGCGCGCGUUGUUUAAGGAUUCACAAUUGCGUAUCUAUGUGGGACAAACGACCGAGCAGCAAAAGCAAAAGAAAACACGUCCACAGGAAGGAGAACGACAGAUAAACACAUUCUUAUUGCCUGAAGUUGAGGAAAAUCAUGACAACUCAACGUUUCACAAACCGCUGCGUGAAAUCAUUGACGAUUUUCGUGCACUUGUCUUCAUGACACCACGCAACGAUAUGUAUGCUGGCGCUAGCGAACUGACUGAAGCAAUUUGGUUUGAGCUGCUCACCAAGGUGGCACAGGAGACGCAACAAUUCUUCAACACCUAUGAGGAAAUUCAACGUAAACAUUUGGAAAUGGGCAAUGUGCAGCUUGGCGGUCAAGGUAAUACUAGUAUUAAGGAUACACACGAAAACUGGAGAGAGCAGUAAAAUAUAUAUGAAAAAAAAUAUAAUAAAAUAAAAACAAAAAUAAGUAAAAGUAAUUAUACCAGCUUACUGAAUAAAAAAAUAU
Zeugodacus cucurbitae (melon fly) is the source of this 1601-nucleotide messenger RNA. RefSeq names its product protein SMG9. The record is from RefSeq and is a predicted model, not a curated record. Gene Ontology annotation, biological process: nuclear-transcribed mRNA catabolic process, nonsense-mediated decay. NCBI's taxonomy places the organism in Eukaryota, Metazoa, Arthropoda, Insecta, Diptera, Tephritidae. Bases 128 to 1519 code for a protein of 463 amino acids. The transcript is spliced from 3 exons.